GCGUCCUCUAGAGUCCGACGCCGGCGCAUGUCUCAGCCAGGACUUGUCCUAGUGGCCAUUCAUGGCGGCGCCGGGUAUCACUCAGAAGAGUCGGACACUGAAGUCAGAAAAGCUAUGAAAAUAGCUUGCAAGUAUGCACUGGCUCGUCUGCAUAAUGCCUGUAAAGCUAUAGAUGCAAUCGAGGACUCAAUAGUGGUUCUUGAGGAUGACCAAUCUCUCAACGCUGGCUUCGGUUCGAAUUUGACCGUAGACGGUACCGUCGAAUGCGACGCAUCCAUAUCGGACGGCCGGACUGGUGACUUCGGCAGCGUCGGCGCUGUCGCAGGCAUAAACAACCCUAUACGCGCCGCACGUGCCGUCCUCGACCAUUCAAGAGAAUCUGAUUCGCUAGGGAGGAUACGACCAACGAUGCUCGUCUCGAGCGGCGCCCGCGCUUUCGCCGAGGAAAGAGGUGUGCCAUGCGUCUCUCCGGACUCUCUAGUUUGUGAACGCGCCAGAGCGGAAUGGACAAUGUGGAAAGCAUGUCUCGACUCAGUCUCCGGCGGAAUCCAUGCCGCAGAUGACACCGUGGCGGACAAGGGCGAUCUGCAUCGACUCCAAGAUACCGUAGGAGCAGUUGCAUGGGACUGCCACGCUGACCUUGCAGCGGGAGUAUCAAGCGGUGGCCUUCUGCUUAAAUGCCCUGGCCGCGUCGGCGAGGCAGCAGUUUACGGAGCCGGCUGCUGGGCACAGCAGAGUGCAGAAACUUCCACCGGAGUGGGUAUAGCAUGCAGCGUCUCAGGCUCAGGCGAAUUCAUUAUUCGUGAGAUGCUUGCGAGACGAAUAUGUGAAGCUAUCAUCGAGUCGCCAGACAACGACGUACAUGAGAUUCUUCACUAUUGGCUGUCAGGAUUCCAGAGUGGGUACAGCAAAUAUUGUCCUCCGACAGUUGUCAAUCAACGGACUACAGAGCGUUGUCGAGCGCGGGGGGAGUCCGACCCAAUUGCGGGAGUCCUCCUGCUCGUCAAAGAAGUCGACGAUGGCGGUGAAACUCGCCGUGAGUAUUCUCUCGAGCACACUCAACAUGACGACCCAUGA
Molecule: messenger RNA, 1077 nt
Organism: Phanerochaete carnosa HHB-10118-sp
Lineage: Eukaryota; Fungi; Basidiomycota; Agaricomycetes; Polyporales; Phanerochaetaceae
Exons: 7
Biological process (GO): protein maturation
Molecular function (GO): threonine-type endopeptidase activity
Source: RefSeq, a predicted model, not a curated record